GAGGUCUAGAGUUUGUCAUGAGAUCUUUAUCACUGCUAUUUAUACAUGCAAAAACAUUUUUUCUGCUCCAUGGUCAAAGGCACAGUUGUUGAAGGGGUGAAUUUAGGCAUUCAGAUCACUGAUUAGGCCAUGACACUGGCAGGAUGAAGAAAAUUGAGUGUAUGAAGAAAAGCAAGAAUGGCAGCCUGCAGAGCAGAGAGAACAUCCAGGGCUGAAACACCGCAUAUGGCAGAACAGGAAAAGAGGAGGACGGACAGACGAAGAGAGGAGCAGGAUGAGUGACUUUUUGAUAGCAUCCCAAACUUCAGCAAGUAGUUUUAGUUCAGCACGAGCUUUUAGAGGAGGAGUGAGACCAGAGGGAAGAAAACAUGAAUGAAUUAGUUUGGUGUUGGGACGACACUAAGCUCAGACUCUGUCCUCAAGAGCUGGCUCAUGUUCAUGUUCAAAGAAGAAGAAAAGGGUUGUCCCACCAUCGCACUGAGCCCGUGGUAGCCGCUCAUCUCUGCAUCAUCACCUGUCAUUUGACGUGAAAGGAAGACUUGUCUCACCAGGGCACAGAUAAGGAGCCUCUACUUCAUCAGAAACAGCCUUCCAGACAAACAAUCUGACAGCAGAACAGUAGUGUCAUCACCCUUUCACCUCUACUGCACCUUCCCUUUCGUCUUUGUGUCUCAGGUGUGUGUGUGUUCGGACUGUAAGCAGUGAUGGGGGACUGGAGUCUCCUGGGGAAUUUCCUAGAGGAAGUCCAGGAACACUCCACCUCGGUCGGAAAGGUGUGGCUCACCGUUCUCUUCAUCUUUCGCAUACUGGUGCUGGGCACAGCGGCUGAGUCCUCCUGGGGUGACGAGCAGAGCGAUUUCCUGUGCGACACACAACAGCCCGGUUGCACCAACGUGUGUUAUGACAGCGCCUUCCCCAUCGCCCACAUCCGCUACUGGGUGCUGCAGAUCGUCUUUGUCUCCACGCCGUCCCUGAUCUACAUGGGCCAUGCUAUGCACACGGUGCGCAGGGAGGAGAAGCUCCGGAAGAAAGAGCAGGAGGAGAGGGAGGCGAGAGGGGAAGGCAGGGGAGACCUGGAGGGGGAGAAGGAGUACCUGGAGCAUAAGGAGAGCGGCGGGGUGAUGAAAUCUGAUGGGAGUGGCCGUGUUCACCUGAAAGGUGCACUCCUGCGGACUUAUGUUCUGAGCAUCUUUAUCCGAACAGUGAUGGAGGUGACGUUCAUCGUGGUGCAGUACCUGAUUUAUGGGGUGUUCCUCAGGGCGUUAUACCUUUGCAAGGCGUGGCCCUGCCCCAACCCCGUCAACUGCUACAUGUCCCGCCCCACAGAGAAGAAUGUCUUUAUCGUCUUCAUGCUGGUGGUGGCUGGCGUGUCUCUGUUUCUCUCCAUGUUGGAGCUCUACCACCUGGGCUGGAAGAGCGCCAGGAGGUGCAUGCACAGCAAGGCAAUAGAGAAGAACAACCACAAAGCGGUGGCCAUGUCUGCAGCCUUGGAGCCCAACAGCCCUCCGUUGCCCUCUGCCUCCUGCACUCCCCCUCCAGACUUCAGCCAAUGCCUGGCAGUCCCAGGCUCCAUGAACCCCAUGACCACUGUGACCUCUCACCCCUUCAACAACAGGAUGGCGCUGCAGCAGAACUCAGUCAACUUUGCCACCGAGCGCCAUCACAGCGGUGACAACCUGGAGGACGGGGAAGACUUCCUGAGGAUGACAUAUGAGCAGGCACCCGCAGAGCUGCCCAACAGCUGCUCCCCAUCGCCUCUGAUGCACUCUGGCUUCAUGAAGGACAAACGCCGCCUGAGCAAGACUAGUGGAUGCAGCAGCCGGGUUCGCCAAGAUGACCUGGCAGUAUAGACUCACAACCAGAGAGAGUGGCUGACAGGGGGGAGAGGAUGGAGCGCUGAACCUUCAAAACCAAACAAAAGGGACAAAAAGAGUGAGUGUUUUUUCUGAAUGAAGGAGUCAGAAAGUGACAAUAGGCUGGCUACGCAAACUCUGCCAAUGACGCCUGACAUUGGACUGCAAAGGACAGACUAAACGUCCAGAUUAGAAAGAGACUAAGAUCUGUGAGUGGACCAUGCAAACUUGAUAUAUGAGAGCUCUGUGACCAGAAACCUGUUCCAAAGCUUGAAAAACUGACAACUGAACUGCAAAAGAAAAAUAAUUUCGAAAUCAGAGCAGGGUAACAGGUGUGAUGCCUGACAAUUGCACAUUUUAUGUUUUAGUUAAAACAGUAAAAGCCAAAAACGAAGCACGCACGAGAGAGAGAGAGAGACUAUGAAGUGAGAAUGACCUGAUGCUUUGUGCUUGGCAUGAGAUGACUUAGGGAAUCAUUUCAUUGUAAAGCAAAAAAAUGACACACAUCUCAAAUAAAUCUUCAAUCCGUUAUAGAGUAUAUUGUGGCUUUAUAUAGCACAACAGUUUUUUUUUUCCCAAUGCAAAACAAUGAGACAUGCAUUAAGAAAAAACAUGAACUUGAUAUGCAAUAAACUGUGAAGCUUGCCAUGAUAUAAAUUGGAUGUUUAUAUUCAGCACUUUUGCAAUGAAUCAAGGUGCCUUAACAAGAAUUGUGUUAUAAAAUAUCUAUUUCCAUAUGACCUGUUUUUAUAUACAUUUAAAUAUAUAUAUAUUUCCAAAAGCCACGAUAAAGAUUGUAACUUAAAAUGAAGCCAUCUCCUGACUAACAAACUUGAUUGCACUACACCUGCAGGUCAAUAGACAUACAAUUAAACUUCUUCUUCAGCAACUAGGAGCUCCAGACCUGCAAAAUAAAGCAAUUUGCAAUCUAAAAAGUGUGAGUAAAACUGUAUUCAUUUGUCAUAUCAGGUGAUAGGUUAAUGUAGCCUGUUUUUGAGGAUUUUCCUAUCAAAAGGGGGUUCAAAGAAAAAGAAAAAGAAGUAGUCCUGGUUCAAUGCUAGUCAUGAGGAGAUCCGGCCACUGGGUGGCGACAUUGCACUUACGUUAUUCAGUUUCUCUCCUGGAGCCAUUGUGUAAAUAGUGAAUUUGUCCCUAUGCAAUGUGUGUUUCAGUUGAUGUCUUUGAAUGUAUUUGAUUUCAUUUCUUGUUCUUACUAUAUGCAGAAUAAUCAUACAGGUUGUUUAUAACCACAGUUUGUGAAUGAACAUUCUUUGUAACCGGGGGUUUGAGGUGUUAUCCUACAUAUCUAAUACAGCAAUUCAUUCACUGCAACUUUGGUUCUGUCACACAUACCUUUAUGCAAUAAAUGUCAUCACUAACCCAUCACAAAUUAAUAAACGAUCAACUGCACAAUUC
Molecule: messenger RNA, 3269 nt
Organism: Thunnus maccoyii (southern bluefin tuna)
Lineage: Eukaryota; Metazoa; Chordata; Actinopteri; Scombriformes; Scombridae
Gene: gja5a
Product: gap junction protein, alpha 5a
Exons: 4
Coding region: 705-1850 (381 amino acids)
Biological process (GO): cell communication
Cellular component (GO): connexin complex
Source: RefSeq, a predicted model, not a curated record